CCUAUGGUGGGGAUUUCCCUUCGAGGUUUCGCGUGCGCGCGCAGCUCAUCGAUCACCUGUGACCUAGCCUGGAAAUCAUGUGACUUUGUUUGUUAUUCAAAUCAUUAUCACCUGAGCGAUCCAGAUCCAAGAGUGUCAAUUUAUCAGUUUAUCCGGGUGGUGAUUUGUGGCAGUUUUAUUUAUCGGUUUCGCAGCAGAUGGCAUAUCGUUUUAAACGUGAACCGUUGGAACAGUAUACGUCACCAUGAAGAUGUACUUCUUCUUCGAAUCAAUUACAAGUGACAUCCUUUUCAAAGGGUGGGUUAUCACAACAAAAUGGGAGUUUGCCUUGUCCUGUCUUCUCUUUGCCUUCGCCGCGGUGGUCCUGGAGGUGUUGGCGACUCUCAGCACCUACCUGACCCGGCGCUAUACCACCAAUCCUCUCGAGAUGAACUGGUCCUCGCCCAUCAAUGGAAGAUCACCCCUUCUGGCCCCUCUCCAGAUACCGAGCAGUGUGUCAAAGGUCAAACAACGGAGGUGUCGGAUCCACUUUGGUCGGACGAUCGUCCACAUCGUCACCGUCAGCUUGGGCUACUCCGUCAUGCUGGUCGUCAUGACUUACAACGCCUACUUCCUCAUCUCGGUCGCUGUCGGAUCUGCCUUGGGCUACCUCCUGUUUGCCCCGUUCAGGAAACGCCCCAAGAAGAGGACGCCCCCUGUUGACCGACGAGCCCAGAGAGACAGCUUGACCAGGAGCGGGCAGAUGGAUCUGGGCGGUGAGACGAGCGGUCCCGGAACCGACGCAGAAGGAUCCUCCAGAGUCAAUUACUAUGGAACGCUGUAGUGAGCCAUGACUGAUGUGAAGGCCGUUGGAUCAAGCCUGGGCACGUCGCUCGUGUCCUCUGCCCAGAGUUUAAUCUUUGUGUAAUUUUGUUGAGGCACUCUGUACCCUGGAGAAUAAAUGAGACCUACAUGCAGCAGGAUGACAAAAGCAAUUGUGAUUGAUUUUCGUCAUAUGCCCCUCGAGGUCAGUGAGCAUAUAUGGUAGAAAUACUCCUCAGGGAGUGGAGAUGGUGCUCAAAUUGUUUGCACUUAUGAAUCUGAUGACAGCAGUCAUGAUAUCUUUUCUUGCUGAAGAGACAACAAUAGUAGGCGCAACAUGUAUAUCAAGUCAAAUUAUCAUUAUCCACUGGGGGAACUGAAUCUGACGUGUGCUAUCAGAAUUUCGACAGUAGAAUUUUUUUGAUUACGAGUGCUGAUGAAAAUGUGUGGGGCAACUAAGCGAUUGCCCCAAAUUAUAUUUACGUUGAGUGCUUCCAGCUGAAAUGGUUUUGUAUUGGUGCCGUCUUGAAAGACAUUUUUGUAUAAUGUAGGAUGAACCGAAGGACUCGGGAUUUGGUCUUAUGCUGAAGUACUGUCACAAAGAGCCCACAAAAUGAAUACCGGUAAUGAUAUCCAUGUAUAAUUAUAUGAUUACAGAAGCACCUGGAAGCAGCUAAAACUUUAUUAUUCAUGUUUU
Molecule: messenger RNA, 1498 nt
Organism: Strongylocentrotus purpuratus (purple sea urchin)
Lineage: Eukaryota; Metazoa; Echinodermata; Echinoidea; Camarodonta; Strongylocentrotidae
Product: probable low affinity copper uptake protein 2
Exons: 4
Coding region: 245-823 (192 amino acids)
Biological process (GO): copper ion transmembrane transport
Cellular component (GO): membrane
Molecular function (GO): copper ion transmembrane transporter activity
Source: RefSeq, a predicted model, not a curated record